Molecule: messenger RNA, 6862 nt
Organism: Artibeus jamaicensis (Jamaican fruit-eating bat)
Lineage: Eukaryota; Metazoa; Chordata; Mammalia; Chiroptera; Phyllostomidae
Gene: SPECC1
Product: sperm antigen with calponin homology and coiled-coil domains 1
Exons: 15
Coding region: 229-3405 (1058 amino acids)
Biological process (GO): actin cytoskeleton organization
Cellular component (GO): microtubule organizing center; filamentous actin
Molecular function (GO): protein binding
Source: RefSeq, a predicted model, not a curated record
AGAGAGGCAGGCCACCAGAGAGAGGCCACCAGAUGCCCUGGGGAGCAGAGCCCGCCUGCUUCCUGAGUGAAGCGUUGCUCCAGUGCUCACUGCUUGGUCUCCUGAGUGUGGUUUCCUUCCCGGCCAGCACAAACCCCAGAAUAGAGCAGCGGGCUUGCAGAUUGAGGUCAUCAGCUCUGAAAGCACAAGAAGCAAACGUGGUGCACAAGACAGACCCACUUGACAAACAUGAGGAGUGCAGCCAAGGCCUGGAGUCCAAUCACCAAAGCUGGGACCCAUGGGAUCGACUGUGCACGGCCCCUUCCCACUGCCUCUUCUGGCAUGAAGAGUUCUAAGUCUUCAACCUCACUGGCUUUUGAGUCCCAACUCAGCAAGCUCAAGAGGGCCAGUAGUGAGGACAUGCUCAACAAACCAGGAAGUACUACCACUUCCGGGGUAGUUCGACUGAAAAAGACUUCCACAGCUGGAACCAUCUCUGAGCUUGCUGAGAGCCGCCUAAGGAGCCACCCAGGGGCUGUGACAACCAAACGGACAGGCAUUCCAGCUCCUCGAGAACUUUCGGGAACUAUCUCAAGAGAGAGAACUGUGCCACGUGUUUCCUCCAACCCAAAGAAAUCGGCGUCCAGUCCAUCUUCUUCUAGUGCGCCCACCCCCACUAAGCCCCUGAGGAACACUUCUAUAAGACUCAGACAAGAGAGUGAAGGUGGAGAACGGGCCGUGCUCGAGUCCCAAGUUCGGGAACUCUUGGCAGAGGCCAAAGCAAAAGACAGUGAAAUCAACCAGCUUCGAAGUGAACUAAAGAAAUACAAGGAGAAAAGGACUCUGAACACCGAAGGAACUGACACUUUGGACCCAAAGUUAGAUGGAACAUCAGUCUUACCAGGUGACUCAGAACCUUUGAUAAGAGCUCUUGCGGAGAAGAACAAGACUUUUCAGAAAGAGCUUGCUGAUCUAGAGGAAGAAAACUGGGCCCUGAAGCAGAAACUGAGUUACCUUGAGCAGUCUCCAAAUUCAGAAGGAGAAGCAAGUCAUGCUGGUGAUAGCAGCUGUCCAGCCUCCGUAACCCAGGAGUCAGGCUUUGGAAACCCAACUGGAAAUCAGUUGUCAGGUGAAAUCGAUGAGUAUAAAAAAACUAUCCCCCCAAAUGUAUUACAGACGUCAGGUUCUUCAAGUAGUGAUGUUACCAAAGCUUCCUUGUCACCAGAUGCCUCCGAUUUUGAGCACAUCACAGCAGACACCCCCUCGAGGCCCCUGUUUUCCCCGAGCAACCCCUUUAAAAGUCCAAAGUGUUCUACCAUUGGGAGUUCCCCUAACAACGUGAGUGAACUGUCCCUGGCUUCCCUCACGGAGAAGAUACAGAAGAUGGAAGAAAAUCACCAUAGCACAGCAGAAGAACUACAGGCUACUUUACAAGAAUUAUCAGACCAGCAACAAAUGGUGCAGGAAUUGACAGCAGAAAAUGAGAAACUGGUGGAUGAAAAAACAAUUUUGGAAACUUCCUUUCAUCAGCAUCGAGAGAGGGCAGAACAGCUAAGUCAAGAGAAUGAGAAGCUGAUAAAUCUCUUACAAGAGCGAGUCAAGAAUGAAGAGCCCAGCGCUCAAGAAGAAAAACUUCUGGAACUGGAGCAGAAGUAUACAGAGAUUUUUGAACAGGGCCGCUUCGAAAGAGAGAAGCUGCUCAACAUUCAGCAGCAGCUGACCUGCAGCUUACGGAAGGCUGAAGAGGAAAACCAAGGAGCUUUAGAAAUGAUUCAACACCUGAAGGAAGAAAAUGAGAAACUGAACGGGUUUCUAGAACUGGAACGGCAUAAUAGCAGUGUGGUGGCCAAAACUCUAGAAGAGUGUCAAGUUACCUUGGAAGGACUGAAGAUGGAAAAUGGAUCUUUGAAGUCUCAUCUGGAGAAUGAAAAGCAAAAAGGUGUAGAGACCAGUCCUGUGGGGCAGACAGCAGAGGGCUGUGCAAUUCAAGAAAUGUUGAAAGUAGCUCGAGCUGAGAAGGAUCAGCUGGAACUGUCUUGUACUGAACUCAGACAAGAAUUACUAAAGGCACAUGGUGAAAUUAAACAUGUGUCAAGCCUGUUAGCCAAGAUGGAAAAGGAUUAUUCUUACUUGAAGGAGAUAUGUGAUCAUCAAGCAGAACAGCUGAGCAGAACCAGUCUGAAACUGCAAGAGAAAGCAUCUGAGAGUGAUGCAGAGAUUAAAGACAUGAAGGAAACCAUAUUUGAGUUGGAAGAUCAGGUGGAACAGCAUCGAGCUGUCAAGUUACAUAAUAAUCAACUCAUCAGUGAGCUGGAAAGCAAUGUGAUGAAGUUGGAGGAACAGAAAGCAGACCUGGAAAGGCAGCUGAAGGCUCUGACUAAGCAGAUAAAGGAGGAAACUGAGGAGUGGAGGCGGUUCCAGGCAGACCUGCAGACUGCAGUGGUGGUAGCCAAUGACAUCAAGUGUGAGGCCCAACAGGAGCUGCGCGCUGUGAAGAGGAGGCUGUUGGAGGAAGAGGAGAAGAAUGCUAAGCUGCAGAAGGAGCUGGGGGACAUGCAGGGCCACAGCAGACCUGUGCAUGAAGAGUCUGAGCCUUUGGAGGUCGAUGCUCCUGGCCGGUGGCAUGGUGUCUGUGUCAACAGAACAUCUCCAACACCUUUGGAGCCUGCGACCACCGUCAAGUCCCUUAUCAAGUCAUUUGACUUGGGACGCCCAGGUGGAGCUGGGCAGAGUAUUCCUGUCCAUAAGACCCCCAGAAGCCCCCUGAGUGGAAUACCAGUGAGAACCGCUCCAGCAGCUGCUGUUUCUCCCAUGCAGAGGCAUUCAACAUACAGCAGCAUGCGGCCUGCCAGCAGAGGAGUGACUCAGCGCUUGGAUCUUCCAGACCUUCCCCUCUCAGAUCUUCUAAAGGGACGAGCCGAGGACCUGAAACCAGACCCCUAUCUUCGUAAAAGUCCCUCACUUGAGUCACUGAGCAGACCCCCCUCUCUGGGCUUUGGGAACACUCGACUGCUGAGCACUUCUCCCAGGGGCCUGAAACCACAAAGCAAACUCAGUGUGGAAAGAAGAGACCCUCUGGCCGCCUUGGCCCGGGAAUACGGUGGCUCCAAGCGCAACGCUCUGCUAAAGUGGUGCCAGAAGAAAACAGAAGGCUACGAGAACAUUGAUAUUACCAAUUUCAGCAGCAGCUGGAGUGACGGCUUGGCCUUCUGUGCUCUCCUCCAUACCUACCUGCCCGCGCACAUCCCGUACCAGGAGCUGAACAGCCAGGAGAAAAAAAGGAAUCUCUUAUUGGCAUUUGAAGCAGCUGAAAGUGUAGGCAUUAAACCCAGCCUGGAGCUCAGCGAGAUGCUGCACACUGACCGGCCUGACUGGCAGAGCGUGAUGCAGUACGUAGCCCAGAUAUACAAGUACUUUGAGACGUAGACCUGAGGACCCAACAACAGCUGCUGCCACCCUCUGCAUUUUGUCCUGGAAGCACCCGGUCACUCUCCACAGGCCCUGCUCUGCCUUUCAAAAGAAGGUCCAAUCUGGCGGAUACCUACACACAAGUGGGAAAUAGAGCUGGUUCCCUGUGUACCCACCUUGAGUCUGGACACAUUCAGAGGGAAGUUGGGGAAGCUUUGCUCUCCGAGAGGGACAUCUCUAGUCACACUGAGCGAUUUCCCAACAAGGUGCACCGAGACUUACAACAGACAGCAAUGGACAUUGGCCACCUUUUUACUAACAGUCCCAGCUUUUGCCUUUAUAAAAACUGUGCUCUUUCUACCCAUCACCUCCAUCCAAAAAAGAAAAAAUAACAAAAGACAGAUGUGUGCCUUCAAGCAUCGUGGAAAAACACGGACCUGCCUUUGGGGAAAAUGUGGUGAUGUUCUAGGUGACAACUUCAGCACCCAGAACUCAGUUACAUUUUCAGGUAUUUCUGUCACUCACUUGACUCCGUGGAAGGAAGGUGAAACAUGUGAGAAUUAGAAUGAGGCCCUGGGUAGUUGGCUCCCCAUCCUUGUGGGGUGGCCAGUAGGCAGAAGUGUGCGCUUGCCCAUGUGCUGGGCUGGGACUCGGGCACAUGGAGCUUCCACACUCAGCUGGUCCUGUGCACACCUUACAUGCCAGCUCUUGGCUUCCUCCACUCCAUCUGGCCUUUUGUUUACUCACACUCCGAGCGUACCCAAACACGCUCACUCCACAUGUGGAAUGGACAGAGACUGCUCGUGUGCAGAGGUCUGCUGGGGUCUUCGGGUAUUUGUGCAAUGAAACAAGUUGAAGAUGCGUAUUUCUUGGGAUACUAGGCAGACAGCAAAUUUAGGCAAUAUUUCAAUUUUAGCCUUAUAUAGUAUUUAGUACUAUAUACUAUAUAAGGCUAAAAUUACUAUACUAUAAUUUACUAAAUUACUAUACUAAAAUUUCAGUACUAUAUCAGGCCUUUUGUGUUCACAUAGCAAAAGGAAGCCCUUGGGGAUGGGCAGAGAUGGCUCUGUUGUAAUUGAAGGAAGGACAGUGCAGUUUCUCUACUGUCCUGCCCUCACUCUAAGCCACAGCAGAAUCCCCCAAGUGGCCCCAUUCAUCUCGGAAAGUACUCUGCAAGUAACCACCUAGUGAUUCUCUGUUCUUGUUGGGAAAUAAAUGCACUUUAUAUAGCAGUGGGUGCAGCUCACAAACGUGAGCCUGAGGUGGUCAUCACGUGCGCACCGUGACAUGAAGGGGCCUAUUACUCUCGGUUACUGCCCCUCAGACAAAGGGUCAUUAUUACCAGUAAGUCCCUGAGAGUAACAGUGCUGCUGCUGUUGCUUAAAGUAACACUCCCACGGUGGUGGUCCUUAGGGGGCCUGGGGGCUGCAGGCCCAGCCACUGCCUGAGCCUGGGCUCUCCCUCCAGGCCACCCUUGUGGGGCUGGCCCUGGGGUUCUGCUGUUGUGUCCACCCUCCAUCUCAGGCACUGCGGUGGUUCUGCUUGUGGCUUUGCAUUACAGUCUCCUGGCCUGCCCUGUUGUUGAGUCCAGGUAUCUGGAAUGGGCCUGGGGAUGUGUCCUAUGCAUUGUCCAAGUCUCCAGAUCCACUGAGCGGCAUGCAGGGCCGGCCAGGGCAGUGCAGCACAGAGAGCACUGAGCAGUAUAGGGCAAGGGCUUCCUAACUGGCCCUUUGUGUUCAAGGAGAAGUUCGAAGCACAGGCUGAACGAAUUCACCUGACUCCUCCCUGAUGAAUGUAUUCAGAUGAAAGUUACCACUUAUUCCACUUCUUGCAUCUGUUUUUUGUUGAUGUAACUGAUAUACUCGUAUUUCCCAUGUUUCUGGGCUACUCACCAUUACAGCGGGGGAAAGGAACAUGCCAAGUAAUGGGGUGGGGCUGUUAGUGGCUGUGUUUAUCGGGAAUUACUACAAGUCUUAGUGCGUGGGAGACAUUGAGGUCUUGGAUGCCCGUAGGGACAUUCGGCACGAUCAGCGCCCUGUUUUUAGUGAUUACCAUGAAUGAUUCAGCACCAGCUCUGGGUCAGCAGCCUGGGCCUCCCCCUCCCUCCCUGCUGGUGCCUGCUCCCUUCAGGUUAAAAGGAAGGAAAGAAAUGUCCUACAUAAAGAAGACCAUGUGGUGAUUUAUUUUUAUAAUUCAAGGGAGUUCCUUUACUGCCAUUUCUUUGCUGGUGGGCAUGCAAGGAGAGGAAGCAUGUGUCCUGAAAGAGAAAUACAUGUGGCGUGGGGUGGGUCUGGCCCUGCUGGGUCCUGAGAGGGGACUGAGGCUGCUGGAGUGCAAGCUCAGGCCUUCCAGCACUGCAGAGUUGGGGAGCAGCUGUCUCAGACCAGGCCAGGCCACGGAGUGGGGUUUUUUACGUCCGUUUGAAAUCAGAGAGCUCAGCACAGAGUGAAGGUGGAAAAUUGACAUGCUGAGAAAACGAGGUAGUGUCAGCAAGCUGUAAGCUGUGUCCUUUCCAGUUUUUUCUGUGAGAUUUUCAAGGCUACAUAGUUCUCCCCAAUUUCUUUCAGCCAAUGGUCAGUCACUUAAAGCUAUGUGGUGGUUCUGCAGAUUCUUUUUUAAUGUAUUGCUUUUAUAUAAAAAAAAAACACAUGCAAAGUGCAAGACCCAGAAGAGUGGAAUUUUUAAAGAUGUAAAGAGAAGUCAUGGAUGGGUCCAUGCAUUGCAAGUUGUUUCAUGAACUUGAACUUUCAAUGACAUGUGAUACUGCCUCAGCCCCUGUCUCCCUGGGCAAAUUCAGGCUUCUUGCAUCCUCGUCCCUUCUCACUUCACAAACGAUGCUAGCCUUUGGUUUCCGUACUUCAUUCUUUUGCUGUGCUGUAGCUUUGUUGAGACCAUCCAAAGUGGAUGCACAGGUGUUACACAAAAUGCACUUCCCAAAGUAAUUAGUCACCUGGCCAUAAGGUCUGUCUGCAGCUGUCUGUGUGUUCUCUUCCCCUCCCACUUCCCCACCAAGGGCAGGGCAGGCUUUUGUAAGGCGUGUGGAAUUAGAGGUUUCAAGUCUGUGAAUACAAACCCAUUUGCCAAAUCCAGCAGCAGUUCUUACCAUUCCAAAGCUUUAGUGCCAUGUUGAGAUGAACUACCAAGGACAUGCAGUGAAAGAUGUAAACCCAACCUUUUAAAAAUGUUUUUAAUAUCUCAGUUGCCCAAGUUCACCUGGUAUUUCCCUUCUCUGACCCAGGUUAGAGUCUGGCUGUAACAUCCUGAGUAGCUCACUAAUUUUAAGUACAUUUAGUUGAAUGCCAUUGAUACAUCUGUAGCCUUGUUUCAGCACAAAGCAUACCAGACUGUACCAAGCAGUCUCAGGAUACCAUGUGCCAACAGAGCUGUAUUUAACUAUUAACAUGAAAGUGUAUGAAAAAAAGUGUAUGUAUGACUAUAAUAUUUCUAAUAAAUAUAUUUUGUUUGUGAUUAUGAA